Messenger RNA from Exophiala spinifera, 540 nucleotides. RefSeq lists its product as uncharacterized. Lineage: Eukaryota; Fungi; Ascomycota; Eurotiomycetes; Chaetothyriales; Herpotrichiellaceae. The coding region runs from base 1 to 540 and encodes 179 amino acids. The record is from RefSeq and is a predicted model, not a curated record. The transcript has a single exon.
AUGAAGCUUCCAGAUGGCUAUGUAACUGAACACCACUGGGCAUGGUCGAUGUCAGAUCCGGCGGCACGAUCGCAAGAACCUUCGACGUGGGCGUGGGAAGAGUUGGACGGCACAUAUCUCCUGGGUGACGCCGCGAAAGAAGAAGCUCAUUCCUUGGAGGAAAUACUCAAGGGUAAUAUACUUGCGGGCUCGACAAGGGAAGCGGUAGAUGGUAUGAACAAUGACCUUGGCGUUGGUUCGAACCGCGACAAGUUCGGAGCUACCAGUACGCUCAGCAGAAAGAGUCCAGGUCGGCGAGGCCAGCAAAGCUCUGGGGAUGUUGUGCGGAAGGACAAGGAAUUGACAGUCGAUGCAGACCGCAGCGUCCAAUCGCAGCGGCAGGACUACACUCGCACUGACUCAGAAUCGUCUAUUGAUCAAAGCGAGAAGGAGAGAUGCGACUGCACCGAGUGCAAGUCUCGUCGAUGGCGUGGUGACAGCACUACGCAACAAGGCCAGGGGGUUAGCAUCAGGGAUCGGCUGAAUGGAGUAUCAUUUUGA